GAACGUUCGAGUCUGCGGCCCGCGAUCCUUCUGUACAGCCCAGUGCCAGCCUGUGCGCGUGUGUGUACUUUGUGUCGUUGCUCGCGGGAUCUUGUGCUCGUCUCAUCGGAGCGCCCGGUGAAAAGAAAGAAAGGAAGAAAAAAAAAAAGGAGUGUUGUCGCGGCGACCAAGAACUGCCUGACUGCUGCUGCUGCUAAGGAAUCGGUUUCGCCCGUUCAACAUGCUGUCCCGUCCGGGCGAGGCGGUCGUGCUGGUGACGGGAGCCACGGGCUAUGUGGGCUCACACAUUGUGAAGCAGCUGUUGGAGGAAGGUGAGCUACGCGUCCGGGCCACGGUGCGCAACCUCGAGCAGGAGGACAAGACCAAGUUCCUGCGUGAGUUGGUGCCUGAUGCCAAGUACCCUAUCGAGCUGGUCCAGGCAGACCUUCUCAAGGAGGACACCUGGAAAGAUGCUGUGAAGGACUGCACAUAUGUAGUGCACGUGGCUGCACCCACACCGCACUCUUCGCUCUCCAAGGACAAUGAUCUACUCAAGCUGGCCGUCGAUGGUACCAAGGCUGUGCUGCAAGCCUGUGCUGACUCCGGCACUGUCAAGAGGGUUGUUCUCACCAGCUCCAUCAGUGCCGUCUUUGAUCAGUCCCAGCCAGCGAGUGCCCUAAGUGAGCGUGAAGGCAAACCUUUCACAGAAGCUGACUGGAGCAAUGCCGAAUCUACAACCUUGGACGCCUAUGGCAAGGCUAAGACGCUCCAGGAGAAGGCAGCGUGGGAUUUUGUGAAGGAGCUGCCAGAAGAGAAGAAGUUUGAGCUGGUGGUCAUUAACCCUGGACUCUGCAUUGGACCUCUGCUGCAGAAGACAACCCAUGGCGUGCCCACUAGUGUUCUGCUGAUCAAGCGCUUCAUGGACCGGUCUAUACCACUGGUGCCUCCGGCAUCACUCAGCGUGGUGGAUGUUCGUGAUGUGGCACGGGCACACAUACGUGCGCUGAUUGUGCCAGGAGCAGCAGAGAACCGCCACAUUGUCACCAACCAGUGCAUAUCUGUCAAGGACAUGGCCACAGCACUUGCAAAGGAGUUCAAGCCGCAUGGCUACAGCAUUUCAACAGCUGGAGCACCGUACUUCCUGAUGUGGCUCAACAGCCUGGUGGACAAGAACUCCAAGCUGCUCAUGUCCAAGCUGAACAAGCCAAGCACAUAUGACAAUGCCCGCAUGCGUGAGGUGCUCGAGAUUGAGCCCCGCGAUGUGCAGCAGUCGAUCCUGGACACUGCCUACAGCAUGAUCCAGCUGGGUGUCGUCAAGAAGUCUAAGAAGAUGAAGAAGCAGGAGCUUUCGACCGAAGGAGAGGGCCAUGUGAAUGGCGACUUGAAUGGUGAAAAGGCAGAUGAUGAAAAGGAUGAGAAGAAAGAAGGAGAUGAUGAAGAGAAGGCUACUGAUGAGAAGAAGGAGUUGGCUGUCGAGGACACCAAGAAAGUUGAAGAGGUCACCAAGAAGGCCGACGAGGUCAUUGCUGAGCCCCCACAAAACAAGGAACUUGAGCCUGAAGACAAGGUCGAGAAGGCAAAUGGCGAUGUUGCGGAACCGCCACCACAGCCUGUAGAGGUGGCUGCAAACUGAGUUAGGCAGAUGCAACACACAUACACACACACACACACAUAACACAUACACUCCUUUUUUUUUUGUUGCCCCUACCUUUAACGUGGGUAGGCAAGGCGAUUGUUUUAUUAUAUGCUGUAGGUUCUUGGCAGGUCACUGAAUUGAACACGUCAGGAGAGAGAGGUUUUAUGUUCACCAGUGUAGCAGUGUGAUUGAAGCCUUUAUGGGCUACUGAAAUUGGCGGCUGAAACACAUAGCCUACAGGAAGUGUGAAAAGUCAUGCAAGUGUUUAUCAUUAAAAAAAAUACUAUAUAGAAGUAAACUAUGCAGUGUGCAUGAUUGACAGUUCCUUGACAGUAACAUGCAUAAGCAAGCCCUGUCUGGGCUUUGCGGCCUUCCACAGUGUCAACAUUCUCGAUACUGGUCAAGCAAGUCACAUGCGCAUAACACCCAAGGUGAAUCAGUAUCUCUCAUGAAGCGCUUCUUUCGGUGUCCUUUCCAAGAACGGGGUUUGGGAACACUCUUGUGUUGUCAUCUGCGGAUGACAUCUUCGUGGAGUCUCUAUAUGUGUCGCCUGGUAGAUCCAUCCAAAGAAAACUGAGGGGCUGCAUUGUCAACACUGGAUGCUUUGGUGCCAGAUAGAAUCAUCAGCAUUACUUAAGUAAAAAACAGCACCACUGUAGAAACCUGCCACAACUUGCCUCUGCCAGUCUAAUUGUAGCUUUGUUGCUUCCAUGAUAUGCUUCAGGACAAAAAAAUUUCCCUUCCGCUUCACUGAGAAGGUGUAGAAGGAGGAGAAAUAUGCAAAAAUGAACAUGGACGAGACUGCAUUAGACAAAAAAACAGGAAAAGUAUUUUUGAUCACAAUAUAUUUUAAAGACAUUUAGCAGCAAGCCAAAGCUUUUCUAAACAGUUAAUUCAGAAAUAAAGCGGAUAUUUUGUAGGGAGGAAAAGGAAAAUGUGAACCUAUAAGCCUGGCAUUCAAGUUCACCAUGCAUCGCACCACAAAAACAUAGGCGCAUUGCACCCUGCCAUCUAAGCACUUUCACUUAGAGUACAGACUUCAUGAAAAUGCUACUUCCAAGACGAACAACUAGAGGGUGUUCCAUGUCUUCCUAGGCUCUUGUAAAAUCCACAAGAAUGGAAGGCGGUCUGAGAUGAGAGACGCAGACACUAUGCGCCAAUGUUUACAAUGUCAAUUUUGUUUAGCUCUUCCUUUCCAAGGGCUCAGUGCACCUCUCUGGUGCACAUGCGGGAGUGUUUUUCAUUUUUAACUGUUCUCGCAUUAUUGGUCUAGCACUACCGCAAUGCGUUGAUGACAGUGUUGUUUGUCACCAUCGCCUGUAUUUUUGCAUUUUAUGUUCGUGUACCUCUUUCUAGCCUGCACUUUGAGCAAAAGUGUAUACAACAUAUAUCUUGUGCAGUUUUAGCCUUUUGAGUCUCUUCUUUUAUUCCAGGAGUUUGACAGCUGUGCUGAAGACUCUUGUCAUUGUCUUGUGGCUAAUUCCAUCUUGUCACCAACUGUAGAAGCACUCUAAAUACUAUACAAAAGAGUUGCAUAUAACAAGCUUUCAUUUGUUUUAUGUCAUCACAAUUUAUUUUAGCAAUUCCCGAUACAAAAGAUAUUUUAGAAAGGCAUGGUUUGCUCGCAACACACGGCAAAGACAAACAAACAGGCUGUGUAACUGUAUGCUGGGGAAAUGUUCGUUUCUCAAGCCAUCGAACUUGUGAGGUAUAUUUGCCUGAUGCUCAUCACUAUGCUGUCAGAAAAGUGUUGUCCAUGAUCACGUCCUUUUAACGAGUGAUGUGUUGGAUUCACUAUUUUGCUAUAUUAAAUUCCAUGCAGCACUUCCAGUGGCACAUUCUGCCCCCAGCUGCAUAUGUUUUGAGCUGGCCAUUAUUAUUGUUAUUAUUUCAUAGUAACUUCUGCCCUUCCUUUUACAACCUAUGACUUCGUCAGUCAAGUGCUGGGUGUGCUUAUACUAAUUGCAGCUGUUAAGUAACAGCGAAAACGGAAAUUGCAUGAAAAUAUUUGGUGUACUCGGUCUGUUUCAUAUUGUGAAGGUUUCUAUGCCUAUAUACACCACGCUGUCUCGUUUCUCUCAGCUGUGUACCAUGGCCUUUCCGAGAUGUGGGGUUAGCAGCUGCUGCGACUUCAAUGACAAAGUUCAAGUUGGUUGUUGCUGUAUAGCGAGCAGUGACAGCUCUGUUUUGCGUGCGACAUGCUCUUUCUCUUGGUGCGACAUGCUUGUUCGGCAUGCAUUUUCAUUUCUUUUUACUAUGUAUGCAGCUGUGUAAAUAAGUUUUAACGCUGUGUCAUUGCCAGAGUUUGUCAGUGGCAGACCCUGGUGCAACCUCUACCCUUUCCCUGCUGAAAGAAAAGCUUCUCAAGAACCUUUGAAUAGAUUUUGGUGCUGCAGCGCAUCUUGUCUCCCCACUUUACAAGACUUUCUGCAACCCUAUGUAAACAUUGCUCCCGUCACUGUAAUGAGUAACACUCAAUGUGUGAACACACUGGCUCGCGAGUACACAAACACACAGAACUACCUACACACAUGCAUCUCUGUCAGUGCGUUGAUGUCGCGAUCCAAUUGUGCAAUGCUGGAAAUGGUAACCUGUUGGCGUUAUGCUGUCCCUUCAGAAACGCUGAAGCGUUGCACACCAAUCCCUCUCAUUCCUUGUCACACCUCACUCAAGUGGUGCUUUAUUCUCUGUACGAGAGCUCUCCUAACAUUAUCAUUAUUUUCUUUUGCUUCAAACUGUUUUUUGUCUGUUUUGAAAACUAGGUUUUGAAUGGUCAGUGGUGCAGGAAUGAUGUCAGGCCUUUAGCUUGCAAGCUUCGGAGGCUUUGACAACAGUCCUUGUUUUGUGAGACAUUAUGUGUCACAUUUUGCCUUUUUUCUUCUUUAGGAACCAAAGAUAACACCAAGAUGACAGUCAUUCUGAGAACUAACUAAAUAUAGGUGCACAGUGUAAGCAAGUUUUUAGUGAAAGGGAAAUUUUUAAAGCAUUUUUUAGUGUUCUCUUAGCACCCAUAUUUGGCAGUAUUACAGGAUUACUAUUCAUAGAUUAAAAAGAAUUGUUUUGCAAGACUGCUAUGGCAGUGUGUCAUAUUAAGACUUUACACAAGCAUUUGUACCAUGCCAUGGCCAAAGCGGCCAUGCCACCUAAGUGACAACUUGUUUUUAUAUGCAUAAUGAGUUGAGCAGUUUCAGAAGCCUGAAUAUUUCAGACUGUGCUCAAUUUUUACAUGCAUGAGUAAGCAGGUUUGAGAUGGAUGGCUGUAUUCACAGCUGAACAUUUACAUACAGCAGUUACCAAACACAUGUUAUAUGGUUGCAAUUGCUAAGCGAAUGACUAACCAUAUAGUAUGCCACUUUUAAAAUCAUAUACCUUAUCUUAUACACAGGUGUAGGAACAUUACAGCCAGCUUUGAUAUCAAGUUUUUCACUUCUUUUUUUACAACCUUACUUUUGAUAUGUGCUUCAUAAUGGCACACAAUUUUUUUACGCAAUUAGAAGAAUCGUAGUGAUUGGAAGUACAGAGGAAAGGUAACUGAGGUGUGUGAUAUUUCUGCAGUUUCUAAUUAGCAUGUUCAUAACCAAGGGGCCAAAAUGUGAAGUGUUUUAUGUUUGGUGCAUGCCAUUGACAGAAAUGAACCAUUGAUUCAUCGCGGACUCGUUACAUAUCCAUCUCUUAAACUUGUACUCUCGAAAAGUCGCACAUAAAGGGUGAUGAAGUCAGCAUGUUUUUAGAGAAAAUGGUUAACAAGAAAGCAACCUAUUUGUUUCAAUUUGGCAUAUAAGGUCCCACGGUAAAUAAACAUUGUCAGUGCUUGUCUGGCAUAUGAGAAGAAAACCAUCGCAACAAUGAGUCAAAUAGAGCGUCAGCAGUGCAUAGGCUAUGUUGACGCAGUGAUGCUGUAGUCUGCAUGGGGUUUAUGUAAAGACAGAGUUAGUUGCAAAAUGAAGUCUUCAUCUAAGUGCUGCUUCUAAGCAGCAAGAGACCAGACUUCCUCGGAUGCGUAGUUACUUUGCACUUUCAUGCUACAUACAAGUACACCGUUGUCGGGCAGUUUUCAUUUUUUCUUCCUUGUAACAUUGUGACGUUUUUCGCAAAAGCUGGGAAAAUAAGCAAUUUUCACUCAUAUCUACACACUUAUGUGGAGAGCAUGCACAUUGGCUGAAACAUGCUACAUACUCGCCCAAACCCACUCCGACCUGUGUGCAUCGUAUGGCACGACACUUCCUGUCACGGUCAACCUGUUGUUCAUCAAAGUCUUAUCUUCUUCUCGGCCAAAGCCAAAAAAAAAAGUAUCUUCAGCCAUGCAAAGUGCCGGCAUAUUUCUGGCUCAAUCUAACAUGAGGAGUAAAAUAAUUGAAAUCACUACCAACAAAUUACUGCCGUAUUACAUAAUUGCCACUGGUGGUGCUAUGCUGAGGACCUCGCGUGCGAGGUUCUUGCACCGAUAGAGGAAGGAAAGGAACUGGGGUCCUCUCGUCCUUUUUGACUGCCCCUGCUAAGAGGUGGUGCAUAUACCUCCAGUCAUUAGCCCUAGCUUUCUAUACACUUCGUGACAGCGUGCAGACCAACAACACUCAGAGCCAUUUUCUCGAAACUCUUUUAGACGGCCACACUGCCUCUUUUUUUUCUUGAAAGAUUUACUUGAUUACCAAGCACUAGUCAGUAGAUGAAAAAAAGUUUAUGGCAGAAGCAAGCAACAAGAAGUCCUUCGAUGUUUAUAUUUAUAUGUAAAGCCCCAAUUUGUUUUAUGCGGACUUCUCUAUCACGCUGCUGCGUACAUCACAUUUAGUUUACAGCCUUCUUUUCCCCUACUUCAUACAGAAGCCUACCUUCCCAAAGCUGCCAUGUGUUGAUAUGCCUUUACGAACAGAGCAACACAACUAAACUUUCAGCGAGCGAUAAAAAGAACAGCAGACAGAGAAGAAACACUAGCUGCUCUCACUCGGCAAACCUCGUGUAUGUGUACAGAGAGCGCAGGUUAUCGUUUGCUGUAUGACAUGUGCUUUUCCUUACCAGCUCGGAGCUCUUCCUUGUCUUUUCCUCCACCAAAUUUCCCAUGCCCCCCACCUAAGGGACUACAAGGUCCCAUACUGCUUGAAGAAAAAGGGCAAGGCAACAUUGAUAAGAGGAAACAUGUCAUGCUAUUUGUUUCAUUUAGCUGUUUAGACGAACAUUGACACCUUGCUCUUACAUUCUUCUCACUCUUCUAUCUCUGUUCUUAUUUCUUCAACUGCUUUCUUUUGCACUGCGAUCUGUGUGCUCAGCUUUGUAAACUCCAUAGAAAAAAAAAAAGAACACUACUUCUACCAGUAGAUGUAUACACAGUCUCCUCCCGUGUAUUUGUAUGCUUGUUAAUAAACGACGAAAAGAAAACAAA
Messenger RNA from Dermacentor silvarum, 6992 nucleotides. RefSeq lists its product as uncharacterized. The coding region runs from base 221 to 1612 and encodes 463 amino acids. Gene Ontology annotation, molecular function: oxidoreductase activity, acting on the CH-OH group of donors, NAD or NADP as acceptor. Lineage: Eukaryota; Metazoa; Arthropoda; Arachnida; Ixodida; Ixodidae. The record is from RefSeq and is a predicted model, not a curated record. The transcript is spliced from 8 exons.